Molecule: messenger RNA, 1412 nt
Organism: Ochotona curzoniae (black-lipped pika)
Lineage: Eukaryota; Metazoa; Chordata; Mammalia; Lagomorpha; Ochotonidae
Gene: MYCL
Product: MYCL proto-oncogene, bHLH transcription factor
Exons: 2
Coding region: 249-1358 (369 amino acids)
Biological process (GO): regulation of transcription by RNA polymerase II
Molecular function (GO): RNA polymerase II cis-regulatory region sequence-specific DNA binding; DNA-binding transcription factor activity, RNA polymerase II-specific; protein dimerization activity
Source: RefSeq, a predicted model, not a curated record
CUCCGGGCGGCGCUGGCAAAGUUUGCUUUGAACUCGCUUCCCCCGCAGCCGGGUCCGCGCACGGUGAGCGGCUUCUCCCGGCUCUCCAAGCCGCGGCCAGGCUGCCCGGGUCCAGGGAGGGACCGGAGCCCGGCGGCCGCCGUGUUCAGGCACCCGGGGACGCUCCUCUUCCCUCCCCACCACCACCACCACCACCCCCGGCCCGCACCCCGGUCGGCACGUCCCCUCCCCUCCCGCAGGGAGCGGACAUGGACUUCGACUCGUACCAGCACUAUUUCUACGACUACGACUGCGGGGAGGAUUUCCACCGCUCCACGGCGCCCAGCGAGGACAUCUGGAAGAAAUUCGAGCUGGUGCCGUCGCCCCCCACGUCGCCGCCCUGGGGCUCCGGUCCCGGCGCCGGGGACCCAGCCUCUGGGAUAGGGCCCCCCGAGCCCUGGCCCGGAGGGGGCUUCGGGGACGAAGCGGAAUCUCGGGGCCACUCGAAAGCUUGGGGCAGGAACUACGCCUCCAUCAUUCGCCGCGACUGCAUGUGGAGUGGCUUUUCGGCCAGGGAGCGGCUGGAGCGAGUGGUGAGCGACCGGCUCGCCCCCGGAACCCCUCGCGGCAACCCUCCCAAGGCGCCCGCUGCGCCGGACUGCACUCCCACUCUCGAAGCCGCCAACCCGCCGCCCGCCGCCCCUUGUCAGCUAGGCGAACCCAAGACCCAGGCCUGCUCGGGGUCCGAAAGCCCCAGCGACUCGGAAGGUGAGGAGAUCGACGUGGUGACAGUGGAGAAGAGACAGUCUCUGGGUCUCCGGAAGCCGGUCACCAUCACCGUGCGGGCAGACCCCCUGGACCCCUGCAUGAAGCGUUUCCACAUCUCCAUCCACCAGCAGCAGCACAACUAUGCUGCCCGCUUCCCCCCAGAAAGUCACUCCCAAGAAGGGGCUCCAGAGGGAGCACCCCCAGGAGAGUCUCUGCAGAGAGAGGCUGCAGAGGAGAAGGAGGAGGAAGAUGAGGAAGAGGAGGAGGACGCAGAGAUGGUGAGCCUCCCGCCGGCAGAAAACCAGGCUUCUCAGCCCUGCCACCCCAGACCCGUCAGUUCCGACAUGGAGGACGUGACCAAGAGGAAGAACCACAACUUCCUGGAACGCAAGAGGCGAAAUGAUCUCCGAUCGCGAUUCUUGGCCUUGCGGGACCAGGUCCCCACCCUGGCUAGCUGCUCAAAAGCACCCAAGGUAGUGAUCCUAAGCAAGGCCUUGGAAUACUUGCAAGCCCUGGUGGGGGCCGAAAAGCGAAUGGCCACAGAGAAAAGGCAACUCCGCUGUCGGCAGCAACAACUACAGAAAAGAAUCGCGUACCUCAGCGGCUACUGACUGUCUCCCCAAGGCACGAGUUGAUUUUGUAACCUGCUCUAUCCCCUUUAGUAA